Pieris brassicae (large cabbage white) is the source of this 4834-nucleotide messenger RNA. RefSeq names its product DNA excision repair protein ERCC-5 homolog (gene mus201). NCBI's taxonomy places the organism in Eukaryota, Metazoa, Arthropoda, Insecta, Lepidoptera, Pieridae. The transcript has 7 exons. Gene Ontology annotation, cellular component: nucleus. The coding region runs from base 342 to 3641 and encodes 1099 amino acids. Gene Ontology annotation, biological process: nucleotide-excision repair. Gene Ontology annotation, molecular function: single-stranded DNA binding; DNA endonuclease activity. The record is from RefSeq and is a predicted model, not a curated record.
UGGCAGACAGCCGGUCAUAGGAUGUGGGGUUACGCAUGGGGCGUGAGAAAAUAAAGUGUGGGAAAGAGUGGGCGUCGCGUAGUAAAACAUUUGAUAUUGCAUGUAGUGAAGCGAACACUUACGAAUGCUCCAGUAGCAAGCAGUUAUCAUUUCGUUUUGUUGUUGUGUGUGUUAUAAAUACAUUGAGUUCAGUAGAAGCGAAAAGGUUGCGCUGUGUGAGGAAGAGGCCGGCGAUUGACCGUAGAUCUCGUGGGAAACGACCUUUGUUAUAUUAUAUACUGCAUUAUUUAUAUUAAAGUUUAGUCAAAACAAAAUCAUUUGAAAACAAUUAUACUUAUGCAAUGGGAGUUACUGGUUUGUGGCGCCUUAUUGAGCCGUCAGGGAAACCAGUGCCGGUUGAAACCCUAGAAAACAAAAUUUUAGCUGUUGAUAUUUCUAUAUGGUUGCAUCAGAUGGUCAAAGGAUACCAAGAUUCAAAAGGUGCACCAUUGCCUAAUGCACACCUUAUUGGAUUGUUUCAGAGAUUAUGUAAAUUAUUAUAUUUUAGAAUAAAACCUGUAUUUGUAUUUGAUGGGGGAGUUCCAGAUUUAAAAAGACAAACGAUUGCUAAAAGACAAGAUAACAAGUUAAAGUACAAUUCAGAAUCUGAGCGCAUCAAACGUGAGCUUGCUCUUUUAAUUGGCAAAAAAACUGCUGUGGGUGCACUCUUGGGUAAACAAAUAUCUCCCAAGAAAAUCAAUACAAAUGCAAAUGAUGAGGAUAUCUUUAAAUUACCUGCAUUGCCCCAAAAAGAGACAGAAAGUGACACAGAAUCAGAUGAUGAAGAUACCUCAAGUGCUUCCACUGUUGACUUGCACACAGUGGAUUUGGAAUCCCAAGACUUUAAAAACAUGCCAUCCAAAGAAAAAUAUGACCUUUUAUUGGAAUUAAAAGAGACAAGGAAAAUGAACUCAUGGGGAAAAUUACACACUUUACCAAAGAAAAGUGACAGCUUUUCUGAUUUUCAGAUGGAAAGAUUGUUGAAGAGAAGAAAGGUGCAAGAAUGUAUCGAAGAAACAGAAAAAGAAAUAGGAGACAUCGGAAUGUCAUUAAAUGAUUUGGAAACACUACUUAAUGAAGAAGGUAUUAAUACAAAUAUUGAAGAUUUUCCCUCUCGGCGUAUAGCUUCUGAUCAAUCAACUCGAUAUCUUCUAAUUAAUAAUGUAAAACAGGCUUUAGCUGAUGCUAAAAAAAAGAAGGAAAUGGAGUUCGAAAAGGAAAAUAAAUUAGAAACUGAAACAAUUGAGAUGAAAGCUAAUUCAAAUGAAGAAACUAAAAUUGAUGAACUUGAAGAUGACUUACAGAAAGCAAUAAAAAUGUCCCUAGAAUGUGUAGAUGAACCAGAACCUUCAGUUGGUGCAUCAACUUCAAAAGCAGAUGAGUCUUGGACUUCUUGUAUGACAGAUUCUAAUUCAGAUUACUCUGACGAGGAAGAGGAAUAUUUACCCCAAAAUAUUACAUCUGCUAAAGCUUACAUAAUGCAGUACAGUGAUUUUACACAUAAAGCCAUUGAUGAUAUUGUCCUGGUUAAAAAUAAACAAAAACCCAAAGCAAAAGCAAAAGAAAUCAAUGUGGAAGAAAUAAUAGCUCAGCUAAAUCAUGAAAAAACAAUUAUAGAGGAUAAAAUUGAAUUGAGUAGUGAAGAAGAAUUAAGUAAACCUCAAAUAUCAACCUCUUGUAUGGUUAUGAAUGAUUUAGAUGACAAUAAUGCAGACCCAAAUUUAGGCAACACAACUAUUAAGGUUUUGCAAAGAACAGAAAACAAUGUUGUCAAUAAUGAUUCAUCUAUAUUGUAUGUGGAAAAUAAAAAGGAGCAUGUAAUAAAUCUUGAUUCAUCAGAAGAAAGUUCAAAAGCGAUCAUAAGUCUAGAUGAUACUUCGAAUCUAUCAAACUCUAGUGAUGAUGACUUUGAAGAGGUAUCUGAAACAGAAAGCCAACCAAAACCAGUUGUGCAAUUGACAUUAAAUUUAGAAGAUAACAUUGAAGAUGAUAUCUUUUCUGAUGUUUUUGAAAGUAAACAAAUCUUAUAUAAAAAUGAUAACCAAAUUUUGUCACCUAUAAAAAUAAAAACGCAACAAAUUAAAAAGACACCUUUAAAAGAUGUUAGCGUACUUCCAAUAAAUGAAAUAAUUGCUCCAAAGACAGAUAAUGAAAUGGCACAAGAUAUAGUAAAUGUCAAAACCGGUACACUAAUAAACAAUAAAAAUAAUGAAUGUAGGAAGGAUGAUCAAUGUACGGCUGAGAGUGAUGUAAACAUUAAAUAUGUGAAAGAUAUAGACGAUAUAGCAACAGAGUCUUCUGAGAAUUCCCUAUUAAAAUAUCCAGAAGCCUCUAAAAAUCCCAUUGAACCUAUAAGUAAAGAAAGACUACAAACAAUGGAAGUGGAAAUGGAAAAUGAACAACAAGAAUUAUUACAUCAAAAAGGACGGCUUGAUCGCGUUGGUAGGAACAUUUCUGAACAAAUGACUAAAGAUGCGCAAGAACUUCUUCAAGUUUUUGGCAUUCCUUAUAUUGUCGCGCCAAUGGAAGCGGAGGCGCAAUGCGCAUUUUUGGAGGACGCCAAAUUGACUGAUGGCACGAUUACCGACGACAGUGAUAUUUGGCUAUUUGGAGGAAAGACUGUAUACAAGAACUUUUUUAAUCAAAAGAAACAUGUCCUUCAAUUUUUGAGUGAAAGGAUUGAGAGAUCAUAUAAUCUAAGUAGGGAGCAACUGAUCCUGCUAGCCCUAUUAGUUGGAAGCGAUUAUACAACUGGUGUUAACGGAAUUGGACCAGUAACUGCAAUGGAAAUACUUGCAUCAUUUCCUUUUAAUAAGAAAAAACUUAGUGAGAUGUCAAACCAAGCGCAGUACCAGCAAAUUUUGACUGGUCUUCAAGAGUUUAAGCGAUGGGUUAGAGCAGGGAAGAGAACAGAUAAUAUUGCGCUUAAGAAAAAAUUAAAAAAUGUAUCGCUCACUGAUGAGUUUCCUAGUAUUAGGGUAGUACAAGCCUAUCUAGAUCCAAAUGUUGAAAAGAGUAAAGAAAAGUUCACAUGGGGCAACAUAGACAUAACAAUUUUGCGAGAUUACACAAAAGAUAAAUUUGGUUGGUCCCAAAAUAAAGUAGAUGAAAUAAUAAAGCCGGUUUUAAAAAGGUUGCUUGAUAGAAAAAAUCAAAAAACUGUGCAUGACUAUUUUAAACGGAAAAUCGUGUGCGAAUCUCUAGACGAGCAAAUGAGCAAACGAGUUAAGGCAGCUGUAAAAAAAAUGGAUCCUAACUCACAAAAUGAUCUGGAAGAUGUCACUAAUGAGAAGGAUAAAAAAGUAAAAACCACUCGCAAAAGAAAGGCUCAAAAUGAUGAGCUCAAAAAUAUUAAUGGAAUCGUCAAAGUAGCAAAGUCCGACGAAAAACCGGAGUUUAACUUUAUCAUACCAAAAACCGACGCUUGCCAUGAAUUAAUUCCACAAAAAGAAAAAGCUAAACAGAGUCUAUUAGAGAAUAAAAUGAAAGCCAUAGAAAUAUUCAGAAAGACGAAAAUUGACAGAAAACGAAGGUAUACAAAAAAGAAGCCUGUGAUGCCAAAGGCUAAAGCCGAGCUUUCCGAUAGCAGUGACAGUAACUAGAAGGCUUGGUGCUUUGAGUGGCUCACAUUGUACCGUUCCCAAUUAAUUUGGAUCUGAGAACACAAGCUACUUCAUACCUGCGAGAAAAUGAAGUGGAAAGAAAGUAGGAAACUAACUUAGAGGAACAUAAAUAAUGAAAUAAUCAAACUUACCAUUUAAAAUAAAAAUUAACAACAAUGGAUGAUAUUUUGGAAAUUAAGAUAUGUUCAACCCUUAAAAAAUCAUUUUACAUUUUCAAAAUAUAAAAACGUUUGAUAAUUUAUGACAUUGAAAUAAAUUACAGUUUUAAAAUAACCAAUUUAUUGUUUAUACAUCUUCAAUAGUUACAAUAUGAAGCAUUCUCGAACUAUUUACCUUAAAAUAUACACACAUAGGUUAACUAAAGAUAAAAAAAUUAAUAUAUCACUAUAAAUAUAAUGAAACUACUCAACUAAAUGCAAUUGCCUAGACAAUGUACUUAAGAACUUUUAUAGGCAACAAAGGUUUUGCUAGAUUCUAAUGAAGUCUAACAUUGAACAAUUGUCUAGGUUGAAAAUUAAAAUACAUUAUUUUAACACCAAAUAUCGUUUCUUAAGUACUAUCUAUAAUCUAGUAGGUAUCUAUGAAAAACGUGGCGUUGUGCAAACUUUCACAGAUUUUAAAAUAUUUACAUUCGAAAUUUCUUAAUGUCGAAAUAAGUUAUACCUCAACCAAUUUUCUUUUUAAUCUGGAGCUAAAGUUGUCUAUGGCCUCGGCCAACUUGAAUCAUUAGGAAUUGUCAAAGUACAAGCUGUUCACAUUAGUUGUGUAGUGUUAAUACAUAUAGAGGAUAAGAAAUCUAUUAGAAAAUAAUGACUCAAGGUAAAAUAUACUAUAAGGUCGCAUCAACAUGGAGAUUUUAUCACCACUUUUGAGCUGCUUUCACUAAAACAGAAUAGACAAAGUAUGUCAUGUCUCCGGAUUUUCAGGUUUGUCAAUUAUAGAUAUAUUAACUACACACUUAAUUUUGCAAAAACAUUGACAAUGACAAUUGACAACAGACCAAAGCACAAUUCAUAUCAAUCCUGCUUUGUAAUUCAGGUAUUAGUGAAAACAGCUGAUCUUUUACUGUAAAAAGUUAGAAAAAGUGUAAAACUAAUUUACAUAUAAUUUUAAAAACAAAAGCAAUGACCUUGUACACCGAAUAUAAAUAUCUUUUUUACUAAAGUUGCUAU